AUGAAGUCUACUUAAUAUCUCAUUAAUAAUAGUGUGCAGAAUCUCGUUCUCUCUUUUCCCCCGCUUCGUGGAUCACUGGCGACUCAAUCUCUUUCCAGUCUCAUCUUUGGUAAUAGGGCUGCUGGAAGUUCUGUUAACUGUUUCUUACACCCAAGCCGCAAGCGGCGCAACGCUCGCUUCCCAACUCUCGAGGUAUUCUUUCAUAAUGUCGCCAGUACGGUCAAUCAUUCUGGCCUUGACCAGUUCAGGGAUUGCCGCCUCUCAUAGUUUCAUCACUAACGUCAACAUCAACCUCACCUCUUACAGCGGGUUCGACCCCCGUCCAGGUUUCGGGAACAACUCAGCACAACCUCUCGCCGCCUGGUCAACCACCGCUACAGACCAGGGCUAUGUAAAUCAAACUGCCUACCAAUCUCCCGACAUUGUCUGCCACCGAGGUGCCGAAAAUGCCCAAGCCCAUAUACCCGUCAGCGCAGGCGACACCGUGCACCUGCAGUGGAUGGGCUGGCCGCAGUCCCACAAGGGUCCCGUAAUGGACUAUCUAGCUUCAUGCGGCUUGAGCGGAUGCGACAGGGUUAAUAAGACGAGUCUUGAGUGGUUCAAAAUCAACGAAAUAGGCCUGGUCAAUACUUCAAGCGUGUGCGGCUACGUGGGCGGAUGCUGGGGUAGUGAUCUUCUCAUUGCCAACAACAACUCGUGGAUCGUCGAGAUCCCGCCAAGCAUCAGACCAGGAUCUUACGUGCUAAGAACGGAAAUCAUCGCUUUGCACAAUGCGUCGAACGUGGUCGGCGCACAGAACUAUCCGCAGUGCAUCAAUUUGGAGAUCAGCGGCAACGGAGCUGACUUCCCUGCUGGUGUCAGGGGCGAGAAGCUGUACCAGCCUAGUGACUCUGGUGUCAAUGUGAAUAUCACGAAAGGCGUUAGUAGCUAUGUCAUUCCCGGGCCGACGCCCAUUAAAGAUGCAAGGUCCGUUCCGCUGAGUCAUCCUGUGCCCACGGCUCGGGCGACGGCGAUCCCAGACCAUGCAUCCCGGCAAUGAGAGCAUCAAAGGCAGGGCUGAACCGACGCCAAUAUAAGCUUCUAAAGAUGCAGUCAGAGAGGCUGUAAUCAGGGAGAUCCGGAGGUGAUUUUGUCAAGGUUUGGAAUUCUAACCAGACUUGAGGGCAUCAUCGGAGACUUUACUCACAUUUCUUGUACAUAUUUAUCGUGACGCGGUUUAAAGUCAAGGAAAACGAGAUAUCAGAUGGCGGCGUGACGUUCGAGAUCAUUCUAGAUCCGGGGAAGCCCAAGUACAUCAUUACACUUUCAAAUAGUGUAUUCAAUAAUUUAGUUUCAACCUGGAUACUGAGG
Molecule: messenger RNA, 1350 nt
Organism: Pseudomassariella vexata
Lineage: Eukaryota; Fungi; Ascomycota; Sordariomycetes; Amphisphaeriales; Pseudomassariaceae
Product: glycoside hydrolase
Exons: 1
Coding region: 206-1039 (277 amino acids)
Source: RefSeq, a predicted model, not a curated record